UGUAGCUCCACUAAUUAAUAAUUAAAGCUAGUGAAUUUCUACUACAGCACAACCUUAGCCGCAUGGAGAAGAACACAAUUGAUGCAAAAACUGCAGAGAUUGAAAAUAAUGAGAUGAAAUGGGUUCAUGAUUCUUCAGUUGAUUAUAAGGGACGAGUUCCACUCCGAGAUUCAACUGGUUCUUGGAAAACUUCUCUCUUCAUUAUUGUGUUUGAAUUUAGUGAGAGGUUAAGCUACUUUGGAGUAGCAACCAGCUUGGUCCUUUAUCUUACAAAGAUUAUUCAUCAAGACCUAAAAAUGGCAGCUAAAAAUGUGAACUAUUGGAUUGGUGUCACCACAUUGAUGCCGUUGUUGGGAGGAUUCAUAGCUGAUGCAUAUUUCAGUCGCUACAUUACUAUCAUUAUAUCAUCCAUUGUUUAUCUCAUGUUUCUUAUGAAAAUACAGGGUUUGGUUCUUCUUUCUCUAUCAUGGUUCUUGCCAGCAUUAAGGCCAUGUGAUCAUCAUAACAUUCAUAACACAUGCACCAAAGCUAGGAGGGUACAUGAAGUAGUGUUCUUCAUAGCCAUGUACUUAAUAUCCUUUGGAACUGGAGGGCAUAAACCUUCUUUACAAAGCUUUGGAGCUGAUCAAUUUGAUGAUGAUCAUGUUUCUGAAAAGAGGAAGAAAAUGUCAUUCUUUAAUUGGUGGAAUUGUGGUGUUUGUAGUGGACUCAUUAUAGGAGUAACCCUAAUUGUUUAUGUACAAGAUCAUGUUAAUUGGGGAGUUGCUGAUAUCAUCCUCAUAGGGGUUAUGGCCUUUUCAUUGAUCAUAUUCUUGUUGGGAAGAAAAUCUUAUCGUUAUAGGGUACCAAGUGGGAGCCCCUUGACACCAAUGUUUCAAGUUCUAGUUGCAGCCAUUUCCAAAAGAAAGCUUCCAUAUCCUUCCAAUCCUAGUGAACUAUAUGAAGCUUCUAAUUUUCAGAGUUGCAAUGGAAGAUUUCUAUGCCACACAGAAAAACUCAAAUUUCUUGACAAGGCAGCUAUGCUUGAAAGUGAUGAUGAUGGAAACAUAGCAAAGAAACAGAGUCCUUGGAAGCUUGCUACUGUAACCAAGGUUGAAGAGGUGAAGCUUAUUAUCAACAUGAUACCUAUUUGGGUAUUCACUUUACCAUUUGGAAUAUGCAUGGCACAAACAACCACUUUCUUUAUCAAACAAGGUGCAAUCAUGGAUAGAAAAAUAAGCAAUAACUUUGAGAUCCCUCCAGCUUCAAUUUUCGCCCUUACUGCCACCGGAAUGAUACUUUCCGUUGCAAUUUAUGACCGGAUCCUUGUACCGUCGCUAAAAAAGCUGACGGCAAACGAAAGAGGAAUGAACAUCCUUCAGAGGAUCGGUACCGGAAUGCUCUUUUCAAUCAUUUCAAUGGUGGUAGCAGCAUUGGUUGAAAGAAAGAGACUUAAAAUGGUUCACCUUAAAAUGAAUGUGUCUUGGUUGGUUCCACAAUUUCUAAUUAUUGGUUUUGGUGACGGUUUUACACUUGUAGGGUUGCAAGAAUAUUUCUAUGACCAAGUUCCGGAUUCAAUGAGAAGCUUAGGGAUAGCACUUUAUCUUAGUGUGAUUGGAGCUGGAAGUUUUCUUAGUAGUUUGAUCAUUACAAUUGUUGACCAUGUGACAAGCAAGAUUGGAAAGAGUUGGUUUGGUAAGGACUUGAACAAUAGUCGCUUGGACAAAUUCUAUUGGAUGUUGGCGGUUAUGACCACAUUGAAUUUGUUUCUGUUUGUCUUCUUUGCUAGACAAUAUUCCUAUAAGAAUGUUCAAAAGGUGGUGGUGUAAUUAAGGAUAAUGCUUUGAUACUUUGAUUUGAAUUAUUACUUCAA
Messenger RNA from Arachis duranensis, 1852 nucleotides. RefSeq names its product protein NRT1/ PTR FAMILY 5.6-like. Bases 63 to 1808 code for a protein of 581 amino acids. The transcript has 4 exons. Gene Ontology annotation, biological process: dipeptide transport; transmembrane transport. NCBI's taxonomy places the organism in Eukaryota, Viridiplantae, Streptophyta, Magnoliopsida, Fabales, Fabaceae. Gene Ontology annotation, molecular function: dipeptide transmembrane transporter activity; tripeptide transmembrane transporter activity. Gene Ontology annotation, cellular component: membrane. The record is from RefSeq and is a predicted model, not a curated record.